CACAAAGACGGUAACAGAGACCCGGAUGUUACAAAAACACCGCAUCUGCAACAUAACAUGACUCACCCAAAUAUAGAACAACAGAUCAAAGAACCAGUCGUACAUAUGCCAAUCGAUAUUCCCAAAACGAAUGUGCAACUCUCCAACAGUCCUGUCAGGGACUACAGUGGCAACUAUUCUAGACCACCUACAUUGCGGGAGGAACUAGAUGACGCUCCUGUUCGUAAAACUGGCCUUAUCGGUAACGAUCGUGUAAGCCCACUGAAGUUCAAUACUCGUGACGACAGGUCGGCUAUUUCUCCCUCGAUGUUUACACACAGUAACACACUAGAUGAAACUCUGCUAUUGACACCGCAAGGAACACCAUCAUCUAACAGAGCAGGUUUUAGCCGAACGGACUCAAGGAGAAGACAACGUACCACCAACACAUAUCAUCUUGACAACCACAUAUCAGACAAAGACUGGAAAUAAAAGCUGAAAUAUGCGUAACGAGAGUGUAACGAGAGUGUAACGAUGCCAACUAAUUCACGUACCAGGGGAAUGACGCAUUUCAUGUUCGACCGGUCAUUGAAUACUGGAAUUUGGUAAAAUUAUGUGAUAACACUUUCGUUAUACUACAAUCAUAACAUUACAUAUUACAAUUGCAGUAACAUAGUUUGUAAUGGCAGCAUGUUGUUGACCAAGACAUAUAUAGACAUAUCGCUAAUUAACCAG
Molecule: messenger RNA, 714 nt
Organism: Saccoglossus kowalevskii
Lineage: Eukaryota; Metazoa; Hemichordata; Enteropneusta; Harrimaniidae
Source: RefSeq, a predicted model, not a curated record